Molecule: messenger RNA, 2375 nt
Organism: Mangifera indica (mango)
Lineage: Eukaryota; Viridiplantae; Streptophyta; Magnoliopsida; Sapindales; Anacardiaceae
Product: glucosidase 2 subunit beta-like
Exons: 16
Coding region: 74-2026 (650 amino acids)
Biological process (GO): N-glycan processing
Cellular component (GO): glucosidase II complex
Molecular function (GO): protein binding
Source: RefSeq, a predicted model, not a curated record
UAAAAACCAACGCUCCAUCCCUGUCUUUGUGUGCCGGUUGGGCUGCAAGAAAAAAUUGAUUUUGAAAAAGAAGAUGAGAGUAUUUUAUAGUUUAUUGAGCAUUGCAGUAAUUUUGGGUUUGUUAUGUUCAAUUUUGGGCGGAUCAGCAGCUUCCUCUCCUCUUCUUAAACGCCCUUAUUAUGGAAUUUCUCCCCAGGAUGAGAAUUAUUACAAGACUUCGUCUGAUACUAUCAAAUGCAAAGAUGGAUCCAACAAAUUCACUAAAACUCAGCUCAAUGAUGACUAUUGUGACUGUCUUGAUGGCACUGAUGAGCCAGGAACAUCAGCGUGUCCAAAUGGAAAAUUUUAUUGUUUGAAUGUGGGACAUGCUCCUCUUACAAUAUUUUCUUCCAAAGUGAAUGAUGGUAUAUGUGAUUGCUGUGAUGGGAGUGAUGAGUACGAUGGUAAGGUGAAUUGCCCAAACACUUGCUGGGAGGCUGGCAAAGUGGCUAGAGAUAAGUUGAAGAAAAAGAUAGCUACAUAUCAGGAAGGGAUUACUUUACGAAACCGGGAAAUUGAAAAAGCAAAGUUGGGCCUGGCGAAAGAUGAGGAAGAGUUAUCAAAGUUGAAAAAUGAAGAAAAAACACUGAAGGGGCUCGUUCAACAGUUCAAAGAGCAUAAAGAACAAAUAGAAACAGCUGAGGAGAAAGAGCGUCUGCAAAGAGAAAAGGAAGAGAGGGAGAAGAAAGAAGCUGAGGAAAAGGCUCAAAGGGAGAAAAGUGAAUCUGGUGAAGAUAUGCAAGAAAAUAAUGAUGUCCAGGAGCAUACUAGCUCUGAAAAAAAGCCUGAAGAUAGUACACGUGACAAUAAAGUUAGUGUCUUGGAGCAUGCUUCUAAAGAUCAGGACAUGACCAAGGAAAAUGCUGAAGAUGACAAAGCAGCUAAAGGUGAACAUGAUGGCACUUCUGAUAAUGUGGAAAAACCAGUGAAUGAAGUGGAGCAGAUUGCAGCCGAAAAGAUAGAACAAUCUGCCUCACCAAAAAGGGAAGACAAUUCUGAAGUUGUACUUGAAAGUGGUCAUGAUGCUGGAAGUGAGCUGUCUCAUGAGGUAGCCAAGAAAAUGGGGAAUGAUGCUUCUGAAACUACUGAGGAGUUGUCAAGAGAAGAGUUGGGUCGCCUAGUUGCUUCUCGUUGGGCUCGAGAAAACACUGAGAAGGAAUCUAAGGAAAAUGGUGCAAAAGAUAAAGUGUAUGAAGUCCAUGAAAAGCUGCCGGACAGUACAAAUGAUGAUGAGGAUGAUGGCUAUGCUCCUGAUACUGAUUAUCACACUGAAAGAUAUGAUGAUGCUGAAAAAUAUGAUGACCAUAUAGAUAAUGAUUUGGAUGAAAGUUACAAAGAUGGGGAUCAUGAUGUUAGUUCAUACAAAUCUGACACAGAUGAUGAUUCAGACUUAUCAGAGACAACUGGCCCAUCUUGGUUGGAAAAGAUGCAACAAACUGUACGGAAUCUUCUCAAGGCUGUUAAUUUGUUCCAAACUCCAGUAGACAAAUCUGAUGCGGAUCGUGUCCGCAAGGAUUAUGAAGAAUCCAGUGCCAAGUUGUCUAAAUUACAGUCAAGGAUUUCAAGUUUGACAAAAAAGCUAGAACAUGAUUUUGGGCCUGAGAAGGAGUUCUACUCAUUCUAUGGUCAUUGUUUUGAGAGCAAGCAGAACAAGUAUCUUUACAAAGUUUGCCCAUACAAAGAAGCUACCCAAGAAGAAGGCCACUCUUCAACUCGCAUGGGGAGCUGGGACAAAUUUGAGGACUCUUACCACUUCAUGCUAUUUUCGAAUGGUGAUAAGUGCUGGAACGGGCCUGAUAGAAGUUUGAAGGUUAAGCUGAGAUGUGGACUGUCAAAUGAGGUUACAGAUGUUGAUGAACCAAGCCGUUGCGAAUAUGUUGCAUUGUUGUCUACUCCAGCUCUUUGCCUAGAAGAAAAGCUUUGGGAACUACAACAUAAACUAGACUUGAUGAACAAAGAACAACCUAAGCAGCGUGAUGAAUUAUAAAAUCUCCCCAAUGAAUUUAACCAACAUGCUUUAGAGGAUGCUGACUCUUGGAUUAAUCUUGCUAUCAAUCAUACGUUCAAUCUUCAAAGAUGGAGAGAUGUACUGCAGCAUCAAUGGUACAAGUAGUUUACAGAAAUUUCAACAAUAUUUCAAGCAGGCUCCUGAAACUUUCUACAACCUUGAGAGCACUUUGUAUUGGAAUUUUAGUUCUUUAUAAUGGGAAAAUUUGAGGUACAAUUAUCACAAAUUCGGCUUAGUUAAACUGAUUUUGAUACCAUUCUUCUUGUUACACUUUUGAAUUGAGCUUAGACCUCAAAAGAGUGAUCUAUUAUUAUUACCAAAUUUGGAA